Molecule: messenger RNA, 411 nt
Organism: Etheostoma spectabile (orangethroat darter)
Lineage: Eukaryota; Metazoa; Chordata; Actinopteri; Perciformes; Percidae
Product: gamma-gliadin-like
Exons: 4
Source: RefSeq, a predicted model, not a curated record
CAACAGCUGCCACCGCUGCCCCAACAACAGCUUCCACCGCUGCCCCAACUACAGCCCCAACAACAGCUGCCACCGCUGCCCCAAAGACCGCUGCCCCAACAACAGCAACAACAGCUGCAACCCCUGCCCCAACUACAGCUGCCCCAACUAAAGCUGCCACAUUUGCCCCAACUACAGCUGCCACCGCUGCCCCAACGACAGCUGCAACAGCUGCCCCAACUACAGCUGCAACCACUGCCCGAACAACAGCUGCAAUACUGCCACCUCUGCCCCGACGACAGCUGCAACACCUGCCCCGACGACAGCUGCAACACCUGCCCCAACAAUAGCUGCCACCGCUGCCCCAUCCACAGCUGCAGCCGCUGCCCCAACGACAGCUGCAACAGUUGCCCCAACGACAGUUGUGACUAA